AUGCCCCUUUCAUUGAUCAUUAGCAACCUCCUGGCUGACACUCUGGAUCCACCAUGUCCGGAAAGUUACCUCUCACCCCUGCAGCAGCUAACAGGCACAUUGGCUCUGGCUGUGUUCACGGCAGUUCUGGGGUCCCUGCAGUAUGGCUACAGCCUCGGAGUCAUCAAUGCACCCCAGCAGGUCAUUGAAAAGCAUUAUAGUCGAUCCCUGGGGCUGUGGUCGGAGAGGGUUGACGUCCGGUCGGAAAACACCACGGAAGAAGAAGAGGAGGAGUCCUCAAAGGCGGGACAGCACCCGACCGUGGUCAUAUACUGGUCGUUGUCCGUCGCGAUCUUCUCCAUCGGUGGCAUGGUGUCCUCUUUCUUGGUGGGAUUUGUGGGAGACCUGAGAGGGAGGGUGAAGGGCAUGUUAAUGAUCAAUGUCCUGGCUGUAGCUGCUGGACUGCUGAUGGCUCUUUGCAAGAUGUGGAAGCCUCACAUCAUGGUCAUCGCUGGCCGCGCUGUUAUGGGCUUUUAUUGUGGGCUGUCUUCAGGGCUCGUGCCUAUGUACGUUGGCGAGAUCGCACCCAAGGCUUACAGAGGGGCUCUGGGGACGUUGCACCAGCUGGCUGUUGUCACUGGCAUCCUAAUCAGCCAGGUGUUAGGUUUGGACUUUAUACUUGGUAAUGAUGAAAUGUGGCCCCUGCUGCUUGGCCUGUCUGGGGCUCCAGCUAUAUUGCAAACCCUUCUGCUGCCUCUAUGCCCCGAGAGCCCGCGGUACCUUUACAUCCUACUGGGCAAGGAACAAGAGGCUCGAAAAAGUCUACUUCGUCUAAAGGGGGAUUAUGAUCCAACUCCUGAUCUGGAAGAGAUGAGGAGAGAGAAAAACGAGGCAGACAAGGAGCCCAGAGUCUCCAUCCUUUCUUUGAUCCUCUCCUCUGUGUACAGGCAGCAGCUGAUCGUUGCCCUCAUGAUGCAUCUCUCUCAACAGUUUUCUGGCAUCAACGCUAUUUUUUAUUACUCUACGACGAUCUUCACUCGGGCUGGCAUCAGUCAACCAGUCUACGCCACUAUAGGAGUCGGGGCCAUCAACACAGUCUUCACUCUGGUGUCUGUUGCGCUGGUGGACAAGGCUGGCAGGUGCACUCUGACUCUGGCUGGGCUCGGAGGGAUGUGCUGCUGUGCGAUUGUCAUGACAGUCGGCCUCAAAUUCCAGAGUGAAUUCACAUGGAUGAGCUACGUCAGCAUGUCAGCGAUCUUCCUCUUCGUGAGCUUCUUUGAGAUCGGUCCCGGUCCCAUUCCGUGGUUCAUAGUGGCUGAGCUGUUCAGCCAGGGGCCUCGGCCUGCGGCCAUCGCCCUCGCUGGCUGCUGCAACUGGACCAGCAACUUCAUCAUAGGCAUGACCUUUCCUUACAUACAGGCUUGGUUGGACAGCUACGUGUUCAUCCUGUUUGCCGUGCUGCUUUUCGGCUUCACUCUGUUUACGUAUUUUCGCGUCCCCGAGACUAAGGGCAAAAGUUUUGAGGAGAUUGCCGCUGAAUUCAACAAGGGGCGGAAAAAGGUGGCGCAGAGCCCCAAAGACGCUACUGAGCUGCAGCAGCUCAAAGCGUCCGCAGACGCUUGA
Molecule: messenger RNA, 1602 nt
Organism: Chelmon rostratus (copperband butterflyfish)
Lineage: Eukaryota; Metazoa; Chordata; Actinopteri; Chaetodontiformes; Chaetodontidae
Gene: slc2a2
Product: solute carrier family 2 member 2
Exons: 12
Coding region: 1-1602 (533 amino acids)
Biological process (GO): monosaccharide transmembrane transport
Cellular component (GO): brush border; membrane
Molecular function (GO): hexose transmembrane transporter activity
Source: RefSeq, a predicted model, not a curated record